Messenger RNA from Megalobrama amblycephala (Wuchang bream), 7777 nucleotides. It is a transcript of the gene stox2b, whose product is annotated as storkhead box 2b. The transcript has 4 exons. Gene Ontology annotation, molecular function: DNA-binding transcription activator activity, RNA polymerase II-specific; RNA polymerase II transcription regulatory region sequence-specific DNA binding. Gene Ontology annotation, biological process: positive regulation of transcription by RNA polymerase II. Lineage: Eukaryota; Metazoa; Chordata; Actinopteri; Cypriniformes; Xenocyprididae. The record is from RefSeq and is a predicted model, not a curated record. Gene Ontology annotation, cellular component: cytoplasm; nucleus. Bases 1572 to 4346 code for a protein of 924 amino acids.
GCGCAAUUGCGCUCCUGUCAGGAGAGGUAGGGAGGGAUGACAGCGUGACAGAGUGAGAGAGAAAGGGAGGGAGAGAUCUCCAUUCACCAUUCCACACUGCUCCCCGAACCCCCUUUUUCCCGCUCUCGCUGCCGUGGAGGGAUCUCUUUAAUUGCAUUCCAGAGGAAUUUCUCUUGCAGCUGGUGCUUCGACUGACAGGAACGAGUGGGAAUUGUGAAUGACUCUGACUGGAGGAAGGAGGGAUUUUUGGUAUAAAAAGUGAGAGAAGAGAAAAGAAAAUAAGUUCUUUUGGAAGCGGGGCUCUGCAAGCUUCAACUCUUUUGUCAUUCGUCGCUUGCAGAUAAGGGACGACUCGUCCUCAUUUCUCACACGCUCUUUACUGCAACGGUUUGGCUGUCUGGGGAGCUUGCAAGGCAGUGUAUGUAAAUAAAGCACAGUGUUUCUGUAGGCUAGGCUGACUGCCAGAAAGUGAGAAAGAGACGGCGAGAGAAAGCUCUGAAGGUUUUGCGCUGAGAAGCUCACCCUGACUGGAUCAACAAGUCUGAAGAUAGACAGCUCCUCAAAUCAUCAGCGUGCGCAGGCAAAAUCAGGAGCUGUAUGCGCCAGCAUCGGCGAGAGAGCAUUUAUGAGUGUGUGGUGAAGGAGAGGAAAGUCAGACAACACAGCCUGGAGAAAGACUAGAAGACGGACUAUUCUUCAACGUGCUUUCACUCUGGACGCCUGUAUUCGUAUCCGUGUUUAUCUUGGUCACAGGCUAUGAAUGCAUCAGAAAUCUCCCAAGUGGGAUGUCUCUGUGUGACGUUAUUUUUCUUAACAGAGCAGUCUUUUUCCAGGAUUGGAUUUGGAUCGGAGAAGGGGGAGGACUUGGAUCUUGUGUCUCCAGUAUAAACCCUUUCCCCCCCCUUGUCAUUUCUGCAUGGUUGAAGGACCACUGCCCUGCACACGAAGACAACCGCCUGAGACUUUGUCUCCUCUGUGGUUUCUGGUCUUAAAAGUCUAAUUUGUUUUUGGGGUUUUCUUUUGUCUCGAUGGCUCUGCACUAGUGGAGUGAAGCUUGGCUGAAUUGAUCUUUUGUCUGAAUCUAGGGUUCUUCUCACGGUGCAAAAACCCUACAGCCCCCCACUCCGACCCCUCUGAAAUCCCCUCCUUCUAUCUCUCCCACAUGAGUCCCCUUGUACCCUGCCUCCCUCCACUCCCACACACCACCUCGUCUUCCAUCCACAUGCUGCUACUAUCGCAGAGCAUGUGAGAGUAGUCUGCAUGUGUGCCUCUGUUUGCAUGUGAAGCCAGAAACCGUAAGCCAGGAUUAGGUGCGUGGAGGGUGAUGCAUCGCUGGAUGCAUCUGCAACCGACGGAUUCAGGAUUGGGAGGACCCGAAACCAUUCCUGGGGGAUUCCACAACCGCUUUAUAACCCGGGCAUCUGUGAUUGUGUGUGUGUACAUUUCCCUGACUGUCGGAAGAAGAAAGAGGUGGAUAGAGUCUAGAUAGAUGUCCUGCCAUGUCCGAAGUGUGACCGUGGUGGUGUGAUAUCGGAGCUGGUGACGGCACACUGCAUUUAUCCAGGCUCAUCAUGAAAAAAACGCGCAGCACCACUCUGCGCAGGGCCUGGCCCAGUUCCGAAUUCUCAGACCGGGCCUCUGAGCGCACUCGGUCACGGAGUGAGAAAGACUACCGGCUCCACAAACAUUACCCUAAACACUUCAUCUCGCACUCCCCUAGAGGAUUCAUGAUAACAGGUGAUGUGUCUCCCAUCAGCAUGUCUCCCAUCAGCCAAUCCCAGUUUAUCCCACUGGGAGAAAUCCUGUGCCUGGCCAUUUCUGCCAUGAACUCCGCCCGUAAGACUGUCACGCAAGAGACUCUCAUCGAACACCUAGCAACAUGCUUCCCAGGCGUCCCCACUCCAAGUAUGGAGAUUUUGCGGCACACGCUCAACAUGCUGGUCCGAGAGCGGAAGAUCUACCCCACUCCAGAGGGUUAUUUUAUUGUCACCCAGCAGACAUACUUCAUCACACCUUCCCUCAUUAGGACUAACAGCAAGUGGUACCACCUAGACGAAAGGAUACCAGAACGCAUGCAGCAGCAGCAGCAGCAGCAGCAGCCGUGUACCUCUCCUCAUUCGGGUACAAUGACACCCUCCACAUCCGGAUGUGUCCGGGAAAGAACUCAUCACAAGAACCACAGUGAUUCCUACAACAACAGCUACCGGGAGGACAUGCCUAGCACACAUACCUCAACCUUACAGAGAAGGUCUAAGGAGCAUAAAGAGGUUUCUCCUGUGUCUCCGCCCCCUCAGCAGCCAUCAGAGAAGAGUAAGAGUGCGCUUAGUUUUCCAUUUAAAACAGAGACAAACAGUAAACACAAAGAUGGAAGCAGCAGCAGUGGGGAGAAGCAGUCUAAGAAGUUUGGACUGAAGCUCUUCAGGUUGAGCUUUAAGAAGGACAAGACAAAACAUCUAGCCACGUUUUCCGCCCAGUUCCCACCUGAGGAGUGGCCACUGCGGGACGAGGAGACACCAACCACCGUUCCCAGAGAGGUGGAGAUGGAGAUCAUCCGUCGGAUUAACCCAGAUCUCACGGUGGAGAACCUUGCUCGCCACACAGCAGUAAUGAAACGAUUGGAGGAAGAGAAGGCACAGAGGAACAAAGCGAACUCCUCGGCUCAGCAAAGUGCACGCAGCAAGAGGAGCCGCAGCCAUCGAAAGACCCAGCAGGGCAAGGCCUCACGUUCACAUAGCAAAACACGAGCAUCCAGGGGGGAUCCAUCUGAAGGAUCCAACCUGGACAUAUCCUAUGACCGGGAUUACAGAUUCUACAGCUCCUCAUUGGUACGUUCUCCACGCGAAACCAUGAUGUCCAUGGAGCGGAAUAGGGGGAAGUAUAUGGUUCACAGCAACCCCAAUAUUGUGGAGUCUCACUUUACAACCGCUCCAGAGUGGGAUGUUUCUGGGGAACUGGCAAAGCGGCGGACAGAAAUGCCAUUCCCAGAACCCUCUAGGGCACAGUCACAUUCCAAAGUCCACCGAAGUCAUAGUCAUACACAAGAGAGAAAGUCACGAAAUGAGAGGUCAGACAAGGCCAAAGAAAGGUCACGCUCCAUGGACAACUCCAAGGGACCUCUUGGUGGUCCAUUUUUAGGUGGCCCAGAGGAAUUUGAGUGCAGUCCCGAUGACAGGAAUCGGUACUACACUGACGAUGGUACUUUGAGGGCAUCUGCGCAGGCAACCCACUAUUCCCGCAUUAUGCUCUCUGCUGCUAGAUUACACUCUGACGUUUGUGUGCCUGAUGUUGGGAGAGGAUCCUCAGAGGAUGCUGUGCUUUACCGGACGCUGGAGAAGAGUAAAAGCAGGGAUAGUCUUCCUGCUUACAAUGACCUGAAGUCUUGCUCUCCCAAAACACCUGUGGAUGACUAUUUCCAGUGUACUGCGGCAAAUGAAGUCUCUCUCUCUGCCCCAUCAUCUCUUGUAAAACCCAGCCAUGACUUUACGGAUAGUGUCUGGAAGGGGAUCUCCUCUGACCGACUGACCCCUCAUCUACCACCACCUCACCCUAUAGAAUAUAAAGAGGAGACAGCCAAGGGACAAAGUAGUAUUCCUAUAGCGACAACGAGCCAAACUCCUGAGCAUCUCCCCAAUGGACGAUUGUUACACCAACACAAUCCCGACUCAGGUGACUUGGACAAAAUGCCAGAGGUUUACAGCCAAGAGACUUUGUUUAAACCUCCAGACUACGUGGAGAGCAGCUUCUCAAGGCCAGGUACGAUAGGUAAGUCCCCUCACACCAAGUCAGCAGAGGUCCUGGAGACUCAGGAGCAUUUCGAUAAACCUCUACCACUGACCGUGCCACCAUCCUCGGCUCAGGAGCAGGCUUCAUGUGCAGAAACCACCUUUGACUAUUACAAUGUGUCGGAUGACGAUUCGGAGGAGACAAGUCAUAAGAACCGAGUGGAGGAGAAAGUUCUAGAAGAGGGAGGGACAAUGCAAUGGCUGCUGGAACGUGAGAAGGAGCGGGAUUUGCAGCGGAAGUUUGAGAAGAACCUUACCUUUCUAAGUCCCAAGGAAGGUGAGGGCAACAACAGCCAAAAAUCAGUCCAUUCUACCCGACUGGACAGUAUGGACUCCAGCAGUGUGACUGUGGACAGUGGAUUUAAUUCCCCACGCACACGGGAAAGUCUUGCUUCGAACACCUCGAGUAAUGUGGAAAAUAGCAGGCGUCAGAAUAUGGCUUUGAGUCCAGGACACAUUGGCACCAAAAGACCCCCGCCUCCCUACCAGCCCCCCAGCUUCCGUACCAUCCGUGAGCCGCCCGCCAACCGCACGGAGAAACAGGCCUCCAUCACCAGUGUGUAGUGAUGGGGACUGUUAAACUGAACUUCACCAGGACUGUUACAAUCUUACAGGCUGGACCUUCUGAGCUCGUGUGACGCCUGUUCCAGCUGUAAUUUCAAAUAGAGACAUGUUUCAGAAAAAGCAGUUCACUGGAGGUAUCUUUUACUUUUCUUUUUUUUUUUUUUUUUUUUGAUAUUUGAUAUUUGUAACAAAUACUGCUGCAGACAAACACGUCACUUCAUUAGGACUAAAUUUACGAUGAUCUGCGGUCACAUUUGGGAUAAAAUCCUUGAUCAAACUCAUUUGUAGGUGUCCUUUAUAGCUUAAUGUAUCCACUACGGGUCUUAACUGUCUUCUGAUCCAAACUUGGCUGCGUUGCCUCUGCCUAUUCAUUCAUCGCUGUGUCUAGCGUUUUCAUUCUGUACGCUCAGGUCCCUCUGAACUCUGCUGACUUACUGUCUCAUAUUUGCUGGCCGUAACUUGAAGGCCACGAUAAUCUCCUUGGAAUUCUGAACAAGCUCAUCUGUUUCCACUGGAAUCCUUUUACUGCAUCCUUGUGUAUCGUCCACUGUCCUGAGAUUUUUCUGGGAUGUUUGUAGUUUAUUGAAACUUAACAAAACAUACCACCAUCAAGGCAUUAUUUGUUUAGAAGAAAAUACCAAUUUAAAUAUUACUGGUGCUUUCUCAAUGAAUGGACCGUUAUUCUUUAAAAAAAAAAAAAAAAAAAAAGUUGGAAUCCAUUUUUUUUUCUCUCAAUUUUCUCUUUUAACCAGGUGCUCAACUACUAGACGACACAGAAUACACACAUUGCUACCUCCACUAUUUGUACAGUCGUAGAGGGAGACAAGAGUGACAUCCACCCCCCACCCCAGGUCCGCUGUAUUAGACAAACCACUAUCAGCUUGCAAACUGUGAAUGUACUGCUAGUGCUUUUCAAUCACAUCUCGAUCAUAAAGCGUUAGUAACCUACUGUUCUCAUACUAUUAGAGCCGAAUCUCAUUGUAACAGAGAGGAGACUUGUGUAGAGUUUGGAAUCAUAUAGGACCCAUAUAGAGUGGAUAAUUUAGAACUUCAUAUCUCUGAUAUGUCCAUUGUUGUUAUUAUGUUUUAUAAUAACAUAUACUAUUAUUAUUUGUUAUUAUGAUUACUAUUAUUAUUAUUCCAAUUACUUUUUUCAGUUCUUUUAGUUCACAAAUUCAUGGAAUAGAACAAUAUUUCACUGAUUCUUGAGAUGUGGGGCAAAACAUGUCAAUUUUAUCUGGUGAAUAGUUUUGAAAAAUUAUUUAAAGAAUAUAUAAUGUAAUACCACUAAUGUAAAAAAGAUUUGUUUAUUCAGCAAGGAUUAAAUUGAUAAAAAGUGACAAUAGAAAUGUAUAAUAGUACAAAACAUUUCUGUUUCAAAUAAGCAGUACAACUUUUUAAACGAUAUUAAAGGUACACUAUGUAACUUUUUUUUGUUCAAAAUUAACAACAGUUAAAUUAGUCAAUACAUCAUCAAACCUUCUUCCAAAACGUGUUUUCAUGAGAAAUUGUGUACAUGUCACUCGCCCGCACGUGUCUCAUCAUAUCUGUAAGUAGAGAAAAGUUUCUCUGCUACUUUGAAGCAAGUAUGGUGUGGAAGUGGCAAAGGCUAUAGUUGUCACAACAAGCAAGAAAGUUUGACAUGGAGCAGCUAAAUCUCCCAAACAGACAAAUAUGACAGCUCGUAAUAAAACGAGAAUCGACAUUGGCUUGGCUUUUCGGAGAUGGUGACAACUGAGGGAUUUGAAAUGUGGUAAAAGUGAUGCGGAGAUGCCGUUAUUAUUAAUAGUGCUGAUUUGCCAACCACUAUUAAUAUAUUAAUGUAUAGCAUUUUUAUAUAUAUUACACAAAUUCCCCAUAUAAAUGUGUGUGUGUGUAUAUAUAUAUAUAUACAAUCAUUGGAUUGAUUUUAAUAACUUCAAUGUACUUGAAGUCUGCACCAAGCAACUAGGAAUAUACAAAUAUCGGAUUGGGACUCGGAAUAGGCAGCUGCUCGAUAUUCAAUGAUUUGGAUCGGAUUGGGGUCACGAAAAAUUUGAUCAGAUCAUAGUUUUUAUUAAUCAAAAGGCAAGUAAGUUAUUUUUCUGAACAGAUAAAUUGCCAUGAACUUCAUUCAUUUUUAUUUCAUUAUAAAGAAUUAUCUAUUGUGAAGGGUCAUAUUCAUCCGCUCACUCAGAGCCGAAGCGCAAACAAAACAUGUUUUGCACAAACAAAAAAUUUACAUGGUGUACCUUUAAGAAAUGUUUUUUUUUUGAGCACCAAAUCAGCAUAUUAGAAUGACUUCUGAAGGAUAAUGUGACACUGAAUUGUAAUAUUACACAAUAUUACACUUUUUAUUAUAUAUAAAAUUAAUGUAGGUAAUAAUACUUAUUCCCUGACCAUAAUUCGCCAUCUUACAGAUUGUAAUAAAAUUGUUUGGGAUAGUUUUAGAUCAUUUCCUAUAGAGUCCUAGUAGCAACAGCAAAAAAAAAAUAAAGUGGCUACUGCAAUUAAAACUUGUGUGGUUGUUUUGUCAACAAAAUAUGGUUAUGAUAGUGUCAUUUUCUUCCUUCUUAAAGUUAAAUGCUAGAUUUGUCUAUUUUUAAUUCAUAUUUGCCAUUAAUCAUUUCAAAUAUGUAUCAUAAAUACUGACAAAUCUAGCAAAUCAUGUUGCAUCAUGACAGUACACAUUUUAUAACUGACAGUAUUGACCUGUGAAUGAGUUAUAUAUAAAUGAUUUAUAAAACAGCAACCAAGCCAAAGUAAAUGCCUCUGAACAUAUGCAAGUUAAUACAAAAUAAUUAUUUGAGGUAUAAAAUUUUGUUCUGUGUCCUGUUUUGUCCCAGUAUUCAAGAAUCAGUGACUUACGUUUUUAAAUAACUUAUUUAAUAAGUCUGAAAGAAUAGAUUUUUUUCUUUUGUGAAAUGAUGUUCACUGCUCCAUUUAGUGAACGUCUGUCAUAUUUCGUCAGAGUACGAGUCCCCUCAUGAGUUCUAGAGGACUGUAAAAUGUCACGCUCUCGAAUAAAAGGAUAAACUGCAGCCAGGACUACCUUGUUAUACCAUUUUUGCACUAAUGCCUGUUCUCUGGUGACUGUAAAAAGAAAAAGGAAAAAAUCAUCCGAAUGGAUGUUCUGUUUAUAAUGAACAUAUUUCAUACGAAAUACUGAUAGUCCAUGAAAUGUCUUCCCUAAACAUGAUGGAUUUCUUAUGGUUCUCAAUAACAUUGUUCCUUAUUGUGACAUUAUGUCAUUCUGUAAGAGAUGGCUAUCUGUCAAGCUAAGUAUAAAAACCUACAAGGGGGAUUUUUUUUGGUAAAGUCUAUAAAUUAAAAAAAAAAUCCCCAUUUGUGUAGUUGUGCUGUUAAAUGUUUUAGUGUACUAAAUCCCUCCCUUGGGGAUUGUGUAACUUUUUAAGACAAUAAAAUAACAUGACAUGUUUAUAACUGUGUAA